UCAACCGAAAAUGAAGUGGUUGUACUCAGUUCAGAAAGCAACCCAACGUUUCCUCGUUUCUCAACGACAUCAUCGUAAUCGAUUUUUCCAUGCUUCGUUGAAACCAGAUCCAUUGCCCUCUUCGUCCUUAUAUUCUGGUCGCUAUUAUAGCAUCUCCACAAUCCUAAAUGCUACUGAAUCCUCAUGCUGCAGGUUACCGAACCAUGUUAAGAAGGUAGAUCUUGAAAUAAUAUCAAGAGAAUCCAUCAAACCAUCUUCUCCCACUCCCCAUCAUCUAAGAACCUUUAACCUCUCUAUAAUAGACCAGUUUUUGUUCGACGUCUACACCCCUUUGAUCCUAUUUCUUCCUAAUACCGACAAGGCUAGUGUUACGGAUGUUGUAACAAAAAGAUCAAAACAUCUAAAAGAGACUUUAUCUGGGAUUUUAACAAGAUUCUAUCCUUUUGCUGGAAAAGUUAAGGAUAGCUUGCAAAUUGAGUGUAACGAUGAAGGAAUCUAUUACACAGAAGCGCGGGUAAACCAGACACUCCAAGAUUUUCUUGGUCAUCCGGAUGACCAAAGAGUGAGAGGGUUGCUCCCCGACAAACCUUGCACCGAAGAAUCUUCAAUAGGAAAUUACAUUAUAGGUAUUCAGGUGAACAUUUUCAAAUGUGGUGGGAUUGCGAUUUCCACGACUCUUUCACACAAAUUCAUUGACGGACACACAUAUUAUAUGUUUAUGCGAGCAUGGGCAGCAGCUGCUAGAGGUUCACCAGAGACUGUUUCACCAAGUUUUAUUGCUUCUAAGAUCUUUCCUAACAAUCCUUGUUUAGAAUACACACUUCCUACCAAAUUACUGUCUACCAAAAUGCCUAGUACAAAAAGAUUUGUGUUCGAUCCUGAGGCUUUGGCUUUGCUCAAGGCACAACCGGCUGCACAUCCACCAACUCGCAUGGAAGCCACAGUUUCUGUAAUUUGGAAGGCUGCAGCCCAAGCAGCAACAAAAGUAAGACCAUUUGGUCGACAAUCACCUCAUGCUUUAGUUUCAUUGGUGAAUCUCCGGAAUAGGGCAUCACCUCCUUUGCCCAAAGAAUCCGUUGGAAACCUUAUUGAUGCAGCUGCUGCAAUCUGCUUUCCUAGUGGCCACCUGGAUUUGCCGACCCUGAUGGGUGAGCUACGGGAAUCAAUAGCGAAAAUAAACCCGAGUUACAUCGAGAACAUGAAAGGGGAGAAGGGGCAUGAGAAAUUUAAUGAGUUACUGAGGAGAGUAAACCAACUGGCGGACGUGACAAGCGAAGGGGACUGCUUGUUUGUUACAAGCCAGUUGAAUAGUGGUGUGUAUGAGUUGGAUUUUGGAUGGGGAAAGCCGAUAUGGUAUUAUCUUAUGAAUUCUAGAGUCGCUAGUCGUGUGGCGGUGAGUGAAACGCGCAAGGCUGGUGGGGUUGAAGCCAUAGUCUCAUUGAGUCCAGAUGAAAUGGAGAUAUUCGAGCGCGAUUCCGAGCUUUUGUCUUAUGCCAGUGUCAACCCUAGUCCUCUUCGAUUUGGUGAUUGAAUGACAUGGUUUGCAUCUUUCUUUUUUAGUCAUUACGAUGUAAUAAUGUGGUUGUAUGAUUAAAGUACCAAGUAAUUUUAACUUUUGAAAGUUGAACUAUGAAGUUUAGAAAAGAAAAUGUACUUUUUUGGAUUUCUGGUUUUUUGUUAUAGUUGCAUAUUCAUGGGAAGAAUCA
Helianthus annuus (common sunflower) is the source of this 1706-nucleotide messenger RNA. Its product is annotated as stemmadenine O-acetyltransferase. The transcript has 3 exons. Bases 11 to 1531 code for a protein of 506 amino acids. The record is from RefSeq and is a predicted model, not a curated record. Lineage: Eukaryota; Viridiplantae; Streptophyta; Magnoliopsida; Asterales; Asteraceae.